This is a messenger RNA of Aspergillus fumigatus Af293, 1251 nucleotides long. RefSeq names its product protein geranylgeranyltransferase type I subunit CDC43 (gene cdc43). Gene Ontology annotation, molecular function: CAAX-protein geranylgeranyltransferase activity. Gene Ontology annotation, cellular component: CAAX-protein geranylgeranyltransferase complex. Gene Ontology annotation, biological process: protein geranylgeranylation. NCBI's taxonomy places the organism in Eukaryota, Fungi, Ascomycota, Eurotiomycetes, Eurotiales, Aspergillaceae. The record is from RefSeq and is a predicted model, not a curated record.
AUGACAGAGACAGUCUUCAACAAGGAACGUCACAUCAAAUACUACCUCCGCUGUCUCAAGACUUUCCUCCCCCACCAGUACACCUCCAAUGACUCCAAUCGCAUGCUCCUCGCUUUCUUUACGAUCUCCGGGCUCGACAUUCUAGGCGCGCUCGAUAGCAAAAUCACCGCCGAAGAACGAAAAGGCUUCAUAGACUGGCUCUAUCACUGCCAGGUUCCAUCGGGGGGGUUUCGCGGGUUCACGGGGACAGAUUUUGGUAUCGACAAGCGCACCCCGGAGAACGAAGCUUGGGACCCGGCGAAUGUGCCGGCCACAUUCUUUGCGCUGGUAGUGCUACUCAUACUGGGCGAUGACCUGUCGAGGGUGAAGCGGGUCGAAUGUCUCCAAUGGUUGCGCAAACUUCAACGUGAGGAUGGCAGUUUCGGAGAAGUGCUCGGCCCCGGGGGAGAGAUCAAGGGUGGUCGCGACCUCCGGUUCUGCUGCUGCGCAGCUGGGACGCGAUAUAUUCUUCAAGGGAGGAGCGGGAGCGGCCUUGAGGGUGUGAGCGAUAUCAAUGUAGACAGGCUUGUGGAAUUCAUUCAGGCUUGCCAGACAUAUGAUGGGGGAAUGUCGGAAGCGCCCUUUCGUGAAUCCCACUCUGGCCUGACCUAUUGUGCCAUUGGCGCUCUAACCUUCCUUUGCCGUCUUCCGAAAGACCAGAGACACAUGGCGCUCCUUUCUCCGGGGAGUCAGGAAUUCGAACAUUUGCUCAAAUGGCUCGUCUCCAGACAGACAUCUGAGUUGGGUGAAGAGGAGUCGGACGAGGAAGUUGAUGGCUCACCUGACCAGAGUGAUAGUUUGCAUCGAGACACAAGCAACCUCGCUCUCAAUGAUAAGAUUGCCGUGCUUCCUAAUCUAGCCCCGCCAACAGAGGAAUCUCUACUUUGGGCAGGGUUCAAUGGGCGCUGCAACAAAUAUGCGGAUACAUGUUACUCGCUUUGGAACUCCGGUACGCUCGUAAUGAUGGACCGACUAUCUCUUAUCGACCAGCAGCGCAAUCGGCGAUAUCUGCUCGAGAAGACACAGCACAUUAUCGGCGGGUUUGGGAAAGGCAUUGGUGAGCCUCCAGAUCUUCUACACUCGUUUGCUGGGCUGGUAUCUCUCGCGUUUCAAGGAGAAGAAGGCCUGAGUAGCGUAGAUCCUGCAUUAUGCGCCAGCCACCGGGCAGCUCGGCACAUGGAAAGUCUCCCCUGGUGGCAAGAGACGAAUUGA